GCAUGUUUAGACUUUAGAUACUCGAAUGUUGCUAUCAAUGGCGAGUCUUUUCAUCCUAAUUUCAAUAUGUCAGACAAUAAUAACGUCUUGAACGUCAGUGCUUUCAAUUCUGCCCUAGAUACUCUGUUGUAUUACCUGACAAAUAAAGCAGCAUCGGUUAGUUCGCUUCGCAAGUUUGCAACGGGGACAGCCCGGACCAGCAGCAGUGCCGCUAUUGCUUGUCUCAAUCUUUUACCCAAAUUCCAGCAUGUUGUAACUGUAAGCAGGGAGGCAGAGGAGCUGGAAAAAGCUGUAAUCCAAGGUUUGAGACCUAUUCUUUCUAUAACGCUUCUGCUGAUGGACCGUCAUCGCUACAGCCGCCACCAGCAACGAUACUGUCUCCACCCUCAAACAGUGCUACAAUUGUACCACGACAAGAUCAGAAUUCAUCUCGGAAUAUCAUCAUUAUAGUUUUCGACCAUUGGUUCCUUGAUACUUAUCUUCCUCAUCUGCAUCUUCAUCUUUUUGAGGGUGAGGGACUCAAAGAAGAAAGUUGAAAGUAAGUCUAAGUUUUUAUACAUAGAUUCUUCAAUUGGAUUUGGAAUUCUUUCGAUUUUGAAAGUUUUUAGUGUAAUUAAAUGAAUAUAGUACUUAUUC
Molecule: messenger RNA, 636 nt
Organism: Rubroshorea leprosula
Lineage: Eukaryota; Viridiplantae; Streptophyta; Magnoliopsida; Malvales; Dipterocarpaceae
Source: the annotation of a GenBank genome assembly